GCGGCGCCCAGCGCCAUGGCCCAGCCGCGGCCGGGCGGCGUCGGCGGUCUCGAGGCGGCGGAGCCCUGGGCUGAGCCCCCCGGCCCGGAGGCGGCAGCGGGGAGCGGCCCGCGGCGGGUGGCGGAGGCGGAGGAGAGCGGCGGGGGCUGCAGCGAGGAGGACGCGGGGCGCUGCGGGGCCAGUGGUGGGGAACAUGAUGACGACUUUGACCAGAACUGGAAACCACCAGACAAUGACCUGAUCCAGAAGUUAAUAGCACAGAUUGAAUAUUACUUCUCAGAUGAGAACCUUGAGAAAGAUGCCUUUCUUCUAAAGCAUGUGAGAAGAAAUAAGAUGGGCUAUGUCAGUGUUAAACUCCUCACUUCUUUUAAGAAGGUGAAACAUCUUACCCGUGACUGGCGAACCACAGCCUAUGCACUGAAGUACUCUGAAACUCUUGAGCUCAAUGAUGAUAACAGAAAGGUUAGAAGAAAUACUCCAGUUCCGGUGUUUCCCGGUGAAAACCUUCCUACCAGAAUGUUACUCGUGUAUGAUAUCCACAUGAUUUCUGAACUGCAGGGUCUUAACAAACAACAAGAAAAUGGAUGUAUGCAAGAAAAGGUAAUGGAGCAUCUCCUCAAAGCCUUUGUAACUUUUGGUGUAAUUUCAUCAGUUCGGAUUAUCAAGCCUGGUAGGGAUCUACCACCUGAUAUCAGGAGGUUCAGCAGCCAGUACACCCAAGUGGGAACACAGGUAUGUGCAGUUAUAGAAUUUGAAGAAGUAGAUGCUGCUGUACGUGCUCAUGACUUCAUGUGUGCUGAAAAGAAAGAGACUGGUAUGAAAGUUGUCCUAAUAGGCAUGAAACCUCCAAAGAAAAAGGUUCCUAAAGACAAGAACCAUGAUGAGGACACCAGCAAGAAUUUUAAGAAGGUUAAAUCUCUUAACAAGAGAGUUGAGGAACUUCAGUUUGUUGGUGAUGAAUCUUCAGCAAAUAGCUCUUCUGACCCAGAGAGUAAUCCUGCAUCACCACUGUCAGGACGUAAAAGUACUGCAACAAGUACUACAAAUAAGUUGAGUCCUGUCAUUCACCCAAACAACCAUUUGAGUCCUAAUGUGUCACCCAGAUCAAGUCCUUGGAAUAGUCCAUCUUCUCUAAGAAAAGUAACCAAAAAGUCGCCGCUGGCUGAAGACAGCAAACUUAAUCCAAGUACUAGCCCUGAAAUUCCAAGGAAAUGUACAGAUUAUUCUUCAGAUAGCAGUAUCACUCCAUCUGGUAGCCCCUGGGUACAGCGAAGAAAAGCUCAAACUGUAACGCAAGAGAAGAGUCCAGGCACUAGCCCCAUGUUAGCUCGGAAAAUACAAAAUGCAGAUGGUCUACCUGUAGGGGUGCUGCGGCUGCCUAAAGGUCCUGAUGGCACUAAAGGAUUCCAUAGCGGAUGUGAAAGAAGGAAAGCCAUGAAGAAUGAAUAAAUCUUUAUUUCAGAAUAAUUCCACAAGUAAGCCAAUUGCUUUUGUUCAAGCCUGGUGAAAGACUGUCACUUGAGUGACUGAGUUAAGUCAGUAUUUAAUUUUUAAAUAUUUUAUAUUUAUACGGAGACUUUAUCAUUUGUACAUUUGUAUUUUCACUUCACGGAAUAGUUGAUGUUGGAAGGCAUCUCUGGAGACCGUCCAGUGCACCCCUCCUGCUGAAGCACAGUCAGCUACAGCAGGUCAGUUAGCACCAUGUCCAGUUGGGUUUUGAAUAUCUAUAAGGAUAGAGACUCCCCAACCUCUCUGGGCAACUUGUUCCAGUGUUCAAACACCCACACAAUAAAAAAAAACAUUUCCUUAUGUUCAGGUAGAAUUUCUGAUGUUUCAGUUUUUACCCCUUUUCCUUUUACUAGGCGACACUGAGAAGAGCCUGGCUACAUCUUCUUUAUUCCUUCCCAUCAGAUACUGAUGAUACAAAUAUACUGAUGAGAUCCACCCUGAGCCUUCUCCAAUCUAAACAGCCCCAGCUCUCUCCCCCUCCAAUAUGAGGGAUGCUCCAAUCCCUUAAUCAUCUUAUACACUUAACCUAAUACAGUACCCUUAUCCACAUUAUUUCUAUUAGUGUGAAAUGGCUAAACACUGAAACAGGCAUCUAAAAUCAUUAAUAUAAUUACACUAUUUGCAAACCGGAGGAGCAGGAUGUAAAUGCUUACUGUAUAGCCGUUGUAUUAUGAUAAGCUGUCAUAUGUUACCAGUCAAAUCAUAAGGAACGUAAGUUUUGAAGACUUUCUGAGUUUGUCUCAAAAGAAACAGAGAAACAUGCUACAAUGAGCAGUUGCUCUCUGCUUGCAUAUCUCCCCAGAGAGUUGUUUAAUAGGACCAAAAUGUUUAUUUUCCUGUGAUGUGAGUAAAGACUCUGAGCAUUGAAGACUGUUCUGUGUUAUCUCAUAUAAUCAGAUGGAAAUAAACUAAAUAUUAACUCA
This is a messenger RNA of Cygnus olor (mute swan), 2432 nucleotides long. RefSeq names its product La ribonucleoprotein 6, translational regulator (gene LARP6). Lineage: Eukaryota; Metazoa; Chordata; Aves; Anseriformes; Anatidae. Gene Ontology annotation, molecular function: mRNA binding. Gene Ontology annotation, cellular component: nucleus. The transcript is spliced from 3 exons. Gene Ontology annotation, biological process: RNA processing. The record is from RefSeq and is a predicted model, not a curated record. Bases 16 to 1449 code for a protein of 477 amino acids.